Messenger RNA from Lingula anatina, 2304 nucleotides. RefSeq lists its product as uncharacterized. The record is from RefSeq and is a predicted model, not a curated record. Lineage: Eukaryota; Metazoa; Brachiopoda; Lingulata; Lingulida; Lingulidae.
CUUACGAUGCGGGAACUUAUGAAUUGACAUUUCUUACGCCGAAAUUUUAAAAAUGCUCUUUUUGGUCAAUUUCUAAGAUUUUUAAACUCUGAUAUUGAAGAAAUUCUGGCUUUUCUACAUUUAAUUCAUGCGGAUCCAGGUUGUUUUUAUGCGUUUUAUUAAGAUUUGAUCACUCGACCCUCCACCCUUCCAAAUUUUCAGUGUUAGUGACCCUGGUACAGUGGUGAGGGGAUUAGUAGUGAGUACUUCAAGUAUAUUCCCAGUCACAGAUUCCAGGAUAUUAAAUACUUUUGUCUGGCGAUGCAAACGGGAUAAAAGCUAUGAAUCGCCAUGAAGAAACCAGCAAACACAAACAUAAAAGAAGGAAAACAGGGGCAGAGAGGGACAGGAUCAGGACCAGACUUCAAGCAAAGAGAUCAAAAGCAAAUGAGCAUAAGAGACAUACAGAUUGUAUUGAUCCUUUGCUGCAUGCCAAAAAUGAGCGAUCCACUACUGGAGCAUUGACACAGAAUAGACUGACAAACAGAUUAGGCUUAUUUGCUCAUGGGAAAAAGUCUGGAAAAAUACAUAGAGGUCCAAUAUACACCCCAGCAACUACCAAAGCUAAAGCAGAUGCUGACUUGAUGAAAAUCUUGGACAUUGCUGAUGCUGAAUUACAAAAACCAUUGACACUUACAUGUUUAAGAAAAAGCUACAAACCUCAGAUAUCUGUGGAAUCUGUGAGAAUCCCUGUAUCCGAGAGUGACAGUAGCAGUUCUGAUGAAGUCUUUAUACAGAGAAGAAGCAAAGAGAACACUUCACCAAUAUGUCAGGUAUCAUUUUCAAAGUCUAUACCAAUUGAUGAAAUCAAAUCUUUGGCAAAGCAAUUGAAACCAUCAAGGUGUUACCAUGGAAGAAAUUUAUUGCAAGAAGUGAAAGCUGACCUGAACAAGCUUUUGAAACAGAAUGCACCUCCCAGUCCAGCAGCUGUGAUAUCAAACUCUCCUGCAGUGUGGGCAUCUAGUCAGAGCAGCCAAGUCAGUAGUACAAAAGGUGUUAACAAAGAUGCAUCUCUAUUAGUAACCUCUAAAAAUGAUCAACAUACACAGCUGUUCUCUAGGAGCCUACCAGGGCAAAAUAUUGACAGUGCAAACAAUACAUUAAAAAAGGACCUCUCUUUUCCCAUAGAUGGUGCUUUAGAUAUUGACAAUGGUGAAUCGCAAGAAAAAGAUGCCUUGACCUUAUUGAUUGAAAGUGAAGAAAGAAGGCAAGCUCGAGACUCAAUUAAACAUAAUGGCAAAACUGAUGUCAUUCUUACUGAAUCUCAAGAAAAAGAUGCCAACAUCUUUAUUAUUGAAAAUAAUGAGUUUCAUGAAAGGAAACUAGCACAGGAUAUAGCCAGGUACUAUGGAAAACCAGAUUUCGCUACCUCUUCAACAAAUGUUAAUCAGUCACUUGAUACCAGCAACCCAGGUUUUAUGAGGGAUCAAACAAAAGCCUAUCAUCCUAUUGUCCAACAAACAUGGCAUGUACCAUCACAAGUUAGUCAGAAUGCUGCAGUUGUAACCCAGAUCAACCCAGCAGCUUUGCAGCCUGUCCACCAGAGGGCAUUCACAGCCUCCAGUCAUUUGGAGCAAUCAUGGAAGACAGAACAUCUUCAGCAAUGUGACAGGUUAUAUAAUCCGCUUCCAGAAUCAUUGGACAUUUUAGACUAUGUUGAUGUGAAGGAUCCUUCUACAAUGGACAUCUCGGCAUAUCAUGAUCUUAUAGUUGAAGGAACAUGGAGGACUCCAACAAAAAGGAGACGUUUUAACAUUCUGAAAAAUGCUGAAGAUCUUUUCCUCAAAGCUGGAUCAUCAGUGGAUUCCCCUAGCCCAGAGCAGGAAUUUUAUAGAAGGAAAAUGUUCUAAUUUGUUCCUAAGUACAUUUAUGCCAGUGAACCUUUUUCAAAAUCGAAUACUUCAAUGUUGUAUUAUAAAGUUUGCUGUCUGAAACUUUUAUCUGUCAUUUUCAUGGUGACUGCAUCAUAUAGCCGCUCACUGAACUGUAACUAGCAGUGAUACAAAAAUGUGUUACAGAAUAUAGAUAGUAAUGUAUCAAUUUAAUAUUUAUAUUUCAUGAAGAUAAAAUGUAUUGUUAAAAAUGAGAUUUUUUUUAUAAACAAGCACACUUUAUUGCUAAAUCAAAACGUAAGUUUUUUUUAACACGCAUGUUUGCCCUCAGCUUGUUUCGUUGAUACGUUGUACAUGUACUAAGAAUUUAGUACAGUUUUCAAUAAAUAAUAGUUCUGAAAUUGUCAAUGAAUUAAAGUUUAUUUAACGUGUA